CUGACAAACUUGGUUAACCAUACUGCCACAAAGCCAGGUGAUUAUCUCCCUUAAUUAAUCACCUUUAAUUCCAUUCUUCCACACACCCAGCACCGAUUAAGUUCAUCUAUCAGACCAUAUAUAUAGCUAGCUAGCUUGAUUGGAUUUGGAUAGCUUGUCAGCUGAGAGCUUGAGAUCUUAACUGGGAGAUUAGAAGAUGAUGAAGAGCAGCAGCAGCAGCAAGAAGAGGUCUCUAGUUGCUGAUCAACAUCCUUCUUCGGUUUGCUGCGACCACCUGGCGGCGUUGAGGGAGAUAAGCAGGGGGCAGUCUCUGGUGACGCAGCUCCGGGCCAUCGUGCUGCCGGUGCUUCAGGCCGACGAGCGCUGCGGCAUCGCGGCUCAGAUGUUGGAGGACAUCCUCGACUGCUCCAGGAAGGCCAUGUCCCAGCUGCAGCCGCUUCUGCUCUCCUCCUCAGAUUCUGCACAUGAUCAUGUGGAUGACAAAAGGAGAGUUAGCAAGAUUUCCUCCUCUUCUGAUGACGAUGAUGAUCACUGCAGCAGCAAGGCAGCUCAGGAUCACGACGCCAAGCCCCUUCGCCAACACAAAAGAAGGAGAUUUGGUGACUCGGUGUCGCUUGAAACACCUGUGCCGCACUACGACGGUCACCAGUGGAGGAAAUAUGGACAGAAGCACAUCAACAACUCCAAACACCCAAGGAGCUACUACAGAUGCACAUACAGGCAGGAAGAGAAGUGCAAGGCAACAAAGACGGUGCAGCAACGAGAAGACCUGAACUACGCCAACAAUGGUGAUCAUCCCAUCAUGUACACAGUGGUCUACUACGGCCAACACACCUGCUGCAAGAGCCCUGCAGCCGAUGAUCAUGUCGUCGUGGAAGCAUCACAAAAUAGCACGGAGACCCAUUGCCAGAGUCCGAGCAGCAGCAGCGAUCAGCAGCCUGUGGCACACGCCGGCGACAGAAGCCAGUGCAGCAACAUCUCCGUCACCUGUUCAUCAUCAGCCAUUGUUGAGGACUGCAACAAGCUUCUUGACAUGCUGCCGGCAGCUGAUGAACUGACCACCGAUGUGCUGUUCGAUCUGACUGCGUAUGCACCCUUAGAUUUGGACAUCAACUGGGAAAUGGAUGCAAAUGCACUGUGGGUUUGAAAAGUAUGGUGACUGCCAAUUAAAUUGAUCUAUGUGUAACACAUCAACAAACGAGCUAAUUAAUUAGGACAUACAUUUUGUGCAGUGAUACCAUUUCAUAAAAAAGAGAGAGAAGUUGUAUCAUUAUGUACGCUUUUGCGCUUACAGACUGAAUUAUUUGCAAUUACAAGGCACAGAAAUAAGCUUGCUUUCCUUCAGAAAGCAACAUUAAUCAAACGAUU
Oryza brachyantha (malo sina) is the source of this 1368-nucleotide messenger RNA. Its product is annotated as WRKY DNA-binding transcription factor 70-like. The transcript is spliced from 3 exons. Gene Ontology annotation, biological process: regulation of DNA-templated transcription. The coding region runs from base 197 to 1147 and encodes 316 amino acids. Gene Ontology annotation, molecular function: DNA-binding transcription factor activity; sequence-specific DNA binding. Lineage: Eukaryota; Viridiplantae; Streptophyta; Magnoliopsida; Poales; Poaceae. The record is from RefSeq and is a predicted model, not a curated record.